Macaca mulatta (Rhesus monkey) is the source of this 1094-nucleotide messenger RNA. The record is from RefSeq and is a predicted model, not a curated record. NCBI's taxonomy places the organism in Eukaryota, Metazoa, Chordata, Mammalia, Primates, Cercopithecidae.
GCUGGUCUUGAACUCUUGGCCCAAGGCAAUCCUCCCACCUGGGCCUCUGAAAGUGCUGGGGUUGCAGGUGUGAGCUACCACCCCCAGCCUCGUUCUCAUCUCUUACAUGCAUGGGGGAAAUGUUUUCCUUCUGGCUUGCAUCUGACCCUGCUCGCUCAGCACAGCCUCAGGUAGUAUCAGAUCUUAGUUGCAGUCCUGACUCCCUCCCUUACUGGCCAUGACAACUUGAGGAAGACCAUCCUUUCUGCCUCAGACUCAAUUGUCAAAUAGGAUUUAUGCCACCAGCCCCAGCUGUCUCAUGGGACUCUUGGACGGAUGGAGGUGAAAAUGCUCCAAGCACCUGAAGGUGGCAGAGAGGAAAGCUGACCAGCAUUGGGUCCUGUAAGAACAUCUGGGGAGAGAAUGGUAAAGCCAGGUGCCCUCUGGGCCACACUGGGAAGGGCACGGGGAAGAUCCCGGGACAGCUCUGAAGAAUCUGUUGAUAUCUUUCCUUCUCGUAAUUCCUUUCCACCAGAGGGUAGAGCAAAUACUUGGAACCUGGGAUUCACCCCAGGCCUCCCCUCACCUGGGAAUGCCUUCCAGCUAUGCAGACUGUGUUCACGCUGCCUCCAUUGUGGGAAAAUUGAGAUGUGCACAAAAGUGUCUAGAAUGCGGCUGCGAGACCGCAUCGCCACAUUCUUCUUCCCAAAAGGCAUGAUGCUCACCACGGCUGCACUGAUGCUCUUCUUCUUACACCUGGGCAUCUUCAUCAGCGACGUGCACAACUUCUGCAUCACCCACCACUACGAACGCAUGAGCUUUCACUACACGGUCGUCCUGAUGAUGGGCCUACAGUUCUCCCAGGUGAUCAGCAUCUGCUGGGCUGCCAUGGGGUCACUCUAUGCUGAGAUGACAGAAAACAAGUACAUCCGCUGCUCUGCCCUGACCAUCCUGAUGCUCAACGGAGCCAUGUUCUUCAACCGCCUGUCCUUGGACUUUCUGGCCAUCGAGUACCGGGAGGAGAACCACUGAGGCCUGGGGAGUCGGAACAGGGCUGAGGAGGCUGAACGAAAAGGCUGCCUCGGGUGUUUUAAUAAAGUUGUUGUUUAUUUCCA